Messenger RNA from Eremomyces bilateralis CBS 781.70, 300 nucleotides. RefSeq lists its product as uncharacterized. The record is from RefSeq and is a predicted model, not a curated record. The transcript has a single exon. The annotation marks the transcript as partial. Lineage: Eukaryota; Fungi; Ascomycota; Dothideomycetes; Eremomycetales; Eremomycetaceae.
AAUCUUGACACCGCUAAGAGGUGCGUCCCGGGUUCCGGCGACAUCAAGUGCGUCAACGCAUUCAACUUUACGAUUCCCCCAGGGGUCAAGAAUGGCGAUGCGAUUUUCGCCUGGACCAAGUUCAAGAACCUCGGUGAGCGCGAAAUGUAUAUGAACUGUGCUGCCGUGACAAUCACCGGUGGUCAAGACAAGCUCAAUGAGCUUCCGCUUCUGUUCGUCGCGAACAUCGGCGAGAUUUCCGGAUCUUGCGGGACCACUCAAUCCGUGAACGUCGACUUCCCCAACCCAGGCAAGUACGUC